Molecule: messenger RNA, 607 nt
Organism: Neolamprologus brichardi
Lineage: Eukaryota; Metazoa; Chordata; Actinopteri; Cichliformes; Cichlidae
Source: RefSeq, a predicted model, not a curated record
GCACAACUCCUUCCGUCGUCAAAUGAACUUAUCCAAUCCCGACUUCAACCCUGCUCAGUUCCAGCGCCAGGAGUCUUUGUCUGGUUUGGGUCGGAUCAAACCAGAACUUUACAAGCAGCGCUCGAUAGAUGCAGAAGAUGGCCAUAGAACCUCUAACUGUGGGCGCCUUCACUUUAUCCUUAAGUUUGACUUUGACCUGGAGCAGCUGAUCGUGAAGAUCCACAAGGCCCAGGACCUUCCUGCCAAGGACUUCUCAGGGACCUCUGAUCCUUACGUCAAAAUCUACCUGCUGCCCGACCGCAAAACCAAGCACCAGACCAAGGUGCACCGGAAGACACUCAACCCGAUUUUUGAUGAAGUGUUCCUCUUUCCCGUGGCGUACGCAGAUCUGUCGAAUCGUAAGCUACACUUCAGUAUUUACGACUUUGACAGGUUCUCUCGCCAUGAUUUGAUCGGCCAAGUGGUGGUGGACAACUUCUUGGAUCUUUCCGACUUUCCCCGGGAGACAAAACUGUGUCGGAACAUACAAUAUGUAACCUCGGUGAGAACUAGCUUCUUUACAUUCUUUGACUGUCCAUUUUACUCUCUCUUCUCUUUGUCAUAUUAA